Saxophila tyrrhenica is the source of this 1755-nucleotide messenger RNA. RefSeq names its product m-phase inducer phosphatase (gene MIH1). The record is from RefSeq and is a predicted model, not a curated record. Bases 1 to 1755 code for a protein of 584 amino acids. Gene Ontology annotation, cellular component: nucleus; cytoplasm. Gene Ontology annotation, biological process: positive regulation of G2/MI transition of meiotic cell cycle; positive regulation of G2/M transition of mitotic cell cycle; G2/M transition of mitotic cell cycle. The transcript has 4 exons. Gene Ontology annotation, molecular function: protein tyrosine phosphatase activity. Lineage: Eukaryota; Fungi; Ascomycota; Dothideomycetes; Mycosphaerellales; Extremaceae.
AUGGAAUACUCCUCCCCACUGGCUGCCAUGCGGCCUCAGCCUCACGUCGGAUGGGGUCAUGGAAAAGACCUCCCGAUCCCGCGGUCAUCCUACCACGGCUUCCAGACCUACGGCCCCAACAGCUUCAACUUCAAGGACCUCAGCAUGCAGCAGAGGCCGGCGAAGCAAGACUACUUCACCCUCAAGCCUGUGCGAGGCUCAUCUCCCACCUCGAGCCUGACUGCGGAUCUAGAUGCGAACUUCCAUAUCGACAAAAGUCCGCAAGCACCCACACCUAGAAGAUCGCUCUUCACGGCGGACCUGUUCAAGCCUCGAGAUGACGCUGGACGACUGAUGACUCCGCCGAUCGAGGUGGACGAGGUAACCACUCCUGACAUCCCUUCGUCCUCGCCUUGUCUCGACGCCAUGGACAUCUCGCCGCUGCCACACAAGGCGCCUCACUUUGUCGCUCAGGUGUCACUUCCUUCCCCAACGCCGGAACCCACGCCAGGGCUCGACGCUCUUAUCUCACCAGAUCUGCUUUCACCAAACGACCAGCCAAUCCCACAGGCGUUUCCACAGGCGUUUCCGAGUGUGCCAGAACCCUUGUCAUUCACUCAGAUCUCAGAACGCAGACGUCCAGCCACGCGACCCUCGCUGUCCAAACAAAAAGCGUACUCUUCCAACUACGUGCCACAACAAAUAUCCACCACCGAGACGCAACUGCCACCUUUUCGCUUCGGUAAUGUGGCCAACAAUGGCCUAUCAUGCUCAUCGACGCCCAGCCUGCUAGGGAGCUUCACGGAGUCGCCAGUCGACGAUCUGAGGUCGGAUUCUGCACAAAAGAUGCCGCCUCCACCACCACGGAGACCCUCGCUCAGUUCCGUCGUCCGGAGUAAUGGGUCGCCGUCGACCGGUCAUGUCAGGAAGCCGUCGGGUGGGAGGCAGGCACCGGUGCGGCCGCCGAGGAAGUCGAUAAGGAGGUCGUUGAGCAUGUUUCAACAUCCUGAUGAAGUCAUGAAAGAGGAGCAAGACAUGUUCGAGCCACAGGCGUGCCUAGCGUCGGCCAUGGAUGUGGAUCAGGAGCAGAAACAACAUCAGCCCAAGCUGCCGUGCUUUGUUCCAGACGACGAGCCGGACAGCUUACCGCGCAUUUCGCAAUCCACCAUGGUCGACGUCCUCAACGCCAAAUACAGCAGCGAAUACGAACGGAUUGUGGUCGUCGACUGCCGGUUCGAGUAUGAGUAUAACGGUGGCCACAUCGAGAACGCGGUCAACUUCAACGACAAACAGCAGCUCGCCCAUGAACUCUUCUCGUCGCCCAGUCCAGCUUCCACGCUCCUCAUCUUACACUGCGAGUACUCCGUCCACCGUGCACCACUCACAGCGAAGUUCAUUCGCGCCCACGAUCGGAGCGUCAACUUCGAGAACUAUCCCAACCUGACCUAUCCGGACAUGUACAUCCUGGACGGCGGGUACAGCAAAUUCUUCGCCGAGCAUCGAUCGAAGUGCUUUCCGCAGAACUACGUCGAGAUGAACGAUCACCGCCACGAGCAAGCCUGCGAACGCGGCAUGGCGAAGGUCAAGCAACGGCAGAAGCUGUUCCGACACCAGACGUUCGCCUUCGGCACCAGCCCGCACGACGAAAUGGACGAUUCUCCCACCGCCCCCCAAGGACGGACGAUGGGGAGUAGGAGUCGUUCGACUUUCAACGUCGGCGAUAAUAUCGCAUCAGGCAUUGGCGAGUCCUUUGCCAGGCGCAUGGCGUCCUACUGA